AAUCAUUUAUACCACCGAACAGGGGUCUUGCAGCGGCAAUGGACCAGAAUAGUGUGGAACUGCAGGCAGAAAAAAUUCUUGAACUUCUCAAGGAAAAACAUGUGUCAACAAUUGUUCUCUCUGGGAAAUCAGGAAGUGGGAAAACGUGGAUGGCAAGAAAAGUUGGUCUGCUGGCAGUCAAAAAGAAAGUAGUUGACAUUACACUUUGGAUUUCUCUGAGUAUUAGGCAUGAUGAGACGUCUCUUUAUGAGCAUAUUGCUCAUCAGUUAUCUCUACUUUCCACUUCUGUGGAGCUGGAAAAUUAUGAUAUCCAAGAGGUAGAGAAUAAUGUUGGUAAGGAGGAAACCUUGGAGAGCUUGAAAGAAAAGGUACGCGCAAGACUUUCAACUGAUAAUGUUCUUCAGGGGGUUCUUGUAAUUUUGGAUGAUGAAGGAAACAAAAUGAGGGAAGGGGAUGAAGGCUUAGAACAAGUCCUUCACUCUAUCCAGCAGAAUUCCCACAACCAUUCAACAACAGCUGCUGAUGGAGAUGGACAGCAAAAACUUAAGGUGCUGAUAACUUCUAGAAAUGAAGAUGGAAGGCACCAAACCCAGGGAGGUACGGAAGUGGUUGAAAUGAUGCCUCUAACUCCAGAAAUCUCAAUUUUGUGGUUAAAGCAAGGAGCUGUGGCAAAAGUCUUUGAAAUUCCAGGUGUAGAAAGUGUAGUUGCAAAGUUCAUCAAUACAAAAACAGAUCUUGCACCUGGUGAAGUAUCCUUGCUAGCAAAACUAUUAAGUUACCAUCAACAAGUUUCUGAACUGCAGGGUCUGGAACACACGUUGGAAGAAGCAUGGUAUGGUGAUAACUACAACUGCACCCAGCUGCUCUUAAGUGGAUAUGAAAAGGUGUCAGAUGGUAUUUUAGUUGACUUUUCUUGGCAGGGCAGCCAUUUUUUCCGUGAUAAUGGAUCUGUUCACUACAAUGAGUUGAUAUCAUACUGGAUGCUUGAAGGAUAUCUUGGUCCUGUUAAUAGUCUUGAGGAGGCUUAUAAGGAGGGGCACCGCAUUUUGAUGCAGCUCAUGGACUGUCAAAUGUUGAAAGAAGUGAAUGAUGAUUUCAUCCACAUGGUGAGAGUAACUGGAGAUGUUUCUUAUCGUCAUCGUCGUGGUUAUGGAGGAACAGCUAAUCUGGGUUGGCUAAUGUGCUUGUUAAAAGUAAUGAUUGGCAGGGUAUUGGAAAACUCACAAAGGUGGAUGGUAUGAUCAGAACACUUGGCAGUUAUAAAAGAGUGCAGCAACCAUUAACACUUUUACUAGAUGGCAACUGUCUCAGCAGGGAAAACCCAAAUAAUCUCUUACUCAGCAAUCAGGAGCUGCAAAUUCUGGGUCUUUUCAGUCUCGAAAUUGUAUCCUUACCUCAUUCUUUCAACAACUUCAAAAAACUGAAUGUUCUUGUGCUCAGGGACUGUGAUUUCUUAGAAAAGAUCGAUGACAUUCGAGAACUAAUGACAUUAACUGUCCUUGAAGUAUCUGGUUCUGGCUUGGUGAAAAGUAUGCCAAAAAACUUUUUUCAGCACCUGAAGAAACUUCGUAGCCUCCACUUCUCCGACUUUCAGAUUGAAGUCAUGCCUGAUUCUUUUUAUCACCUUACAGAACUCAGCUGGCUCAUUCUAAAAAGGUUUUCUCAUUUAACAAAGUUGCAGAGCCUGAAAGAGUGUCAAAACCUUAUGGUUAUUGAUCUUUCUGGUGCUGCCUCCUUGCCAACUUUUCCAGAAAAGAACUUGAAAUCAUUGCCGAAACUUCAAACAUUAAAUCUUUCCAACUCCAAGAUCAAAUCUUUGCCUAUUUUUCAUGAAACUGGAGAGCUUACUCAUCUAUCAGUUAGCAGUUGUAGCAACAUGGAUAGAGUGCCCAGCAUUCGGUCUCUAACUAAUCUGCAAGUUCUUGAUCUUUCAUGGUCAACCAUAGUGGAGUUCCAGGACAAGUCAUUUCAAAAUAAUACAAGUCUGAAGAUCCUUGAUUUAUCUGGAACUGCUAUUCCUUCAUUACCUUUUAACAUUGGUAAACCUCGUGAGUUCUAUUUGAAAAAUUGCUCUGAGAUAAAAUACAUGAAUUGUGUUGAAUCUUCAGAAGAACUAGAGAUACUUGAUUUUUCAGGUGCGUGUAAUCUUGUGAAAAUUGAAGGAAAGUUCUUUGAAUGUUUAGAAAAUCUCCGAGUUCUCAACCUGUCAGGAACAAAAGUCAAAGAUCUACCAUCCCUUUCUGCUCUCCACAACCUCUGUCAGCUGUUACUUUCAUGUUGUCUGAAUCUGGAGAAGUUGCCAAGGUUGGCUUCAAGCAAACUGGAAGAGCUUGAUCUAUCUGACUGUAAGGCAAUGACAAUGAUAGAAGAUAAAUCUUUUGAGCAUCUACCUCGCCUUCGUCGGCUUGUCCUCUCUCAAACAAAGAUUGUACACUUACCAGAACUCAACUCCCUCUCAAAUCUUGAGGAGCUAAAUUUGAGUGGUGUUAAAUCAUUUACCGGAGCUGAUUUCAUAGAGCACAUGAGCAAACUUCAGGUUCUAAACCUCUCCGAGACCUUGCUUAAAGAGCUACCGCCCUUAACGAAUCUCAAAAGCCUUAAGCAUCUGUUUUUGAGGGGCUGUGGACAAUUAGAGGUUCUCCCUCUCUUGGAAGUACUUCACAACCUUGAGACUCUUGAUCUUUCUCAAACAGCACUGAGGCAACUGCCGUUUGUAGGAAGUUUGAGUAACCUGCAUAAACUGUUGCUCAGAGACUGUUCAAAAUUGGAAAACUUUAAAAACCACAAGCUGCUUGACAUGUCUGGAGUUGAAAAUCUCCCUUGUGGAAUCCCGAGAUUGACACAGCUGCAACAUCUUGCUUUACCCAGUAUGAAGGAAGACAUCCAAGCAGCUGACACUAAUGAGGGGACAUGCUCUUCCACAAGGAUGAAUUGGUUUUUAGAGAUGUCUAUCUAUUAACUAGGCAUUGCUCUAAAUCUCAAGGGCGGUUAGUGGAGAUUCAUCAUCUGAGUGCUUUUUCCGAGGGCAUUGAGGCUGUACUUCAUAAUGCUGAGUAUAUAUUCUUGUUUGAUAGUUUGUUUUUCAAAUCAUUUUCUGAUUUAGGUGCUGGCAACAUCAAGACGUUGAAAGGUUGUUGGAUUGAGGGAUGUGAAAAUAUGGAGUUCGUUAUAGAGAUGAAUGACUUAGUAGACAGUAGCGA
This is a messenger RNA of Coffea arabica (coffee), 3200 nucleotides long. The record is from RefSeq and is a predicted model, not a curated record. NCBI's taxonomy places the organism in Eukaryota, Viridiplantae, Streptophyta, Magnoliopsida, Gentianales, Rubiaceae.